UGUGGUCGUUAGUUCUUCCUUAACUUCAUCUCUGUUAAGAUGCUGAACAUUUUUUACUUCCAUCCGGUCAGGCUGAGGAUCUCUUUCACCGUUUUUUGAUUUUCUUAGUGCUCCACCCAAGGUGAUACUCUUCUUUGACUCUGGUAAUUUCGCUAUCAGUAGCGGUUGUCUUAGAGCUCAUUUUCCCCAAUCAAUGGUUUUGUCAAACGUUUAACUAUUAUGUAUUUUUUUUUAUAUUUAUUUUGUGCAGUUGUGGAAAGUGUUUGCCUUUUGAGCUUCUCAUGUGGCAUUGUGCUUGAGUUUAUUUGAUUAUAUUUCUAUUGUUACUAAUGCAGGUAAUAUUAUCGCCAGAUGUAGAUCCACCAGUUGUCAGAAUAAUGGAUUACAAUAAAUAUAGAUAUGAACUACAAAAGAAGAAAAGGGAACAACAAAAGAAAAGUAUUGCCAACAGGGUGGAUUUGAAGGAGCUCAAGAUGGGUUACAACAUCGAUGUGCGUUUGAAAGCUGCACGGAAGUUUCUGAAUGAUGGAGACAAGAGUUACAAUCGGGAUCUUUUCUUAUUUCUCUACUUCCUUCUCAUCAUAGUUUCAGCAAUUACUUCUUUCAAGAUUCAUCAUGAUAAGUCACCAAUCUCAGGAAAAUCCAUACAGUAUCUGAACAGGCAUCAAAUUGAAGAGUGGAAAGGUUGGAUGCAGGAACAGUUUGUGAAGGGCUUGGGAAUGUUGCCUUCAAGUUUAAUUGAGGUGGGAUGCUGA
Camellia sinensis is the source of this 755-nucleotide messenger RNA. NCBI's taxonomy places the organism in Eukaryota, Viridiplantae, Streptophyta, Magnoliopsida, Ericales, Theaceae. The record is from RefSeq and is a predicted model, not a curated record.